GAGAGGGAGAGCUUGGCAAAGCGAGCUGAAAACACAUCGAUAGGAUCACGCCGUUGCAUUCUGCAGCGUGUGCAACUGUGCAUCACUCGCAGCGCAGCCGCUCAGCUCUUUCGCGUCGUAUUCAGCAUGGCGCGGCUCACGCCACAGGGCAUGCUCAAGCGGACAGAGAGACAGAUCAGGCGCAUCGGUGACUACGACGGCAGCAUCAAGCCGCCGAAGUUCGACAUAAACAACCCGACGCCGUAUCCGUAUGGCAGAUUUCGCAGAGGCCUGGCACGCGAGGGGUGGACGCCGGCGACGAAGACGGAGUGGCGCGCGUAUUUCGCGAACCACCCAGAGCAGACGCGAAUUCCGCUGAUAAGGCACACGCUGCGGGCCCACUUCGCGCAGGGCGUCAGCUACGGGAAGGACGGCAGCCCCUUAUUUACUGCCGAAGGAGCGAUCGACAUCUUCUACAAAUACAAGCUCGUCAUCGCGCCCUGGGACCUAGACUGGUGCGGCCGUUCGUUCUGGGGCAUGAUGGACUCGGAGGCGAAGGCGAAGGAGCGGCAAGCCGACGCCGUCAGGCGCGCCGCCCAGAAAAAGCGUGACAAAGCCAUCGAGCGCCGGGCGUCGAUGAAAGCGGGCGAGGACAAGAAGAAGAAGCACCAGACGCACUACGACGACCACGUGUCCGAGCGCGCCGACGAGCGGGCCCGGGAGCGCGGCGAACCGGAGCCGAGGUAUGCCUUGCGGCACAAGAAGCUGCGCGAGUGGGAGGGCCCGAAGAAGCUGGAGGAGUGCCCGGACUGCGGGCUCCUCUGCCUUUUAGUGGACUUCGAGCACGCGAAGGGCGGGUCGCACCACGGCGAGCUGCGGUGCAGUUGUUGUAAGCGGGACAACACGGUCGCGCGCGCCGACUACGACACCGCCAACCACGCCGUCUACCGGGCGACCGACCGCGACAUGACGGCCGCGGACCACGACGCGCUCGUCGAGCUCGACCUGGCGUUCGCGCGGCCGCACGAGGCGUCCGCCGCCGCCCUGGAGCGACGCGCGUGGGCGCGGCGCGCGGCGUUGUCGGCGCGGGUCCCGGCGCGCGAGAGGAUCAUGAACGCGCCGACGCCGCAGCGCCGCCGCCGCGGCGUCGACCGCUUCGAUAACGCGGAGGACGUCGCGGCGAUCCAGCACGAGGCGAGCCGGAACUUGGCCCGAAAGGCGGCGAAGCGGAAGGCUCCUUCGGGCUCCGCCGCGAAGCCGGCGAAGCGGCCCGCCCGGGCGCGGAAGUAG
Molecule: messenger RNA, 1269 nt
Organism: Pelagomonas calceolata
Lineage: Eukaryota; Pelagophyceae; Pelagomonadales; Pelagomonadaceae
Source: the annotation of a GenBank genome assembly